Molecule: messenger RNA, 4030 nt
Organism: Spirometra erinaceieuropaei
Lineage: Eukaryota; Metazoa; Platyhelminthes; Cestoda; Diphyllobothriidea; Diphyllobothriidae
Source: the annotation of a GenBank genome assembly
AUGUCUUUCUCAACUCAACAACCUGACGUUCCUGCCGAGUCUGUUGAUGCCGUCCAUUUCACUUUGCCUGAUUUCUGGCAACACGCCCCUGAACUUUAUUUUAUCCGCAUCGAGUCAGCCUUUUACUCCGCCAACAUUACGAAAGAGUUGUCGAAAUACCACAAACUUGUGGAGGUUCUCCCUGCCAAUAUUAUCUCACAGGUUCAUCCCUUGUUAGUGAAACCCCCUGCAGACGCUCCCUAUUCUGCUCUGAAGGCUGAAAUCCUUCGUCUCACUGCUGUAUCUGACCGACAACGCUACCACCAGUUGAUCAAGGAGGAAUCACUGGGCGACCGGAAGCCCUCAGAACUUCUCCGACGAAUGCGUACUUUCUUAGAAGAUAUGCAGAUCGACAAAAAACUCGUUAUAGAGAUGUUUCUAGAGUGGCUGCCUGCAGUUGUCCAAACAAUUUUGGCAUCCGGCUCGCAAGACCUUACACUUUCACAUCUUGCUGAGAUGGCAGACCGAAUGAUAGAGGUUCAACGGUUCCAGCCACCUUCCGUCGCUCAGAUUUCCACAUCCUCUUCAACGGUUAAUGAGCAGUUACUGCAACGGAUGUCGGCUGUGGCGAAUGAGAUAUCCUCCCUAAAAUUACAGCCUGCUCGCAUUACCUAUAGUCGCUCACCCAGCCGUCAUCGUUCACGUUCGCGACCUCGCACAGCCAAUUUUUGUUGGUAUCACGCAAACUUUGCCGCCAAGGCUCGCAAAUGUUCUUCCCCUUGUUGAUUUAAACCAAAACAGGGAAACCAGCCAGUCAGAGAAUAGACGCGACCGUUUUCUCUGGCUCUCCCAGCUCUGGUCGCACCUUUUAUGUCUGCGACAAUGUGACUCGCAGGCGUUUCCUGGUGGACACCGGAGCCCAGAUCAGCGUGGUUCCCCCCACUCCAGUUGACCGCCGCUGUCCCAGCCCUGGUCUACAUCUCCAAGCUGCAAACUGUUCCCCCAUUUCCACUUUUGGUAAUCGUUCCCUAAGUCUACACAUUGGUUUUCGUCGAUCAUUCUCCUGGAUAUUUGUGAUUGCCGAUGUGCCUCAUGCGCUCCUUGGUUCCGACUUCUUAGCCGAGUUUGAUCUCCUUGUUGACUGUCGGCGUUCCUGUCUCCUCGACCGCACAACUGGUCUUUCUGUCGGCGGUCUUACACCCUUUAAUGACUCCUGCAAUUUAUCUGUUCUGGACACAGGUAUUGCUUGUCCAUACCGAGACCUGCUCCUCCAACACCCCAACAUAAUCAAACCCCAGUUUCGCAGUGGUGAGAUCCAGCAUGACGUUAUCCACCACAUUCGCACCUCUGGCCCCCCAGUAUUCGCACGGCCUAGACGACUGGCUCCGUCCCGUCUGCAAGCGGCGAAGGCCGAAUUUGAGCACAUGCUGCAACUGGGCAUAAUUCGGCCGUCCGAGAGUCCAUGGGCGUCCCCUCUGCAUAUGGUGCCCAAGGCGACAUCAGACGACUGGCGGCCCUGUGGUGACUAUCGCGCCCUCAACAAUGCGGCCAUCCCGGAUCGUUAUCCUGUCCCUCAUCUUCAAGAUUUUGCUGGAGCUCUUUUCGGCAAAUCGGUUUUCUCGAAGAUUGACCUUGUUCGGGCCUUCCAUCAGAUUCCUGUCGCUCCUGAGGAUGUUCCCAAAACUGCCGUCACCACACCAUUCGGCCUGUUCGAAUUUAUUCGCAUGCCAUUUGGUCUUCGCAGUGCUGCCCAAACAUUUCAGAGGUUCAUUGACCGAGUCGUACGUGGUCCCUCCGUUUGUGUACGCCUACAUAGAUAACCUCUUGGUGGCCAGUCGAAAUGCCGAGGAACACAAAGAGCAUCUUGCCUUAGUGUUUGACCGCCUCGAUCAGUUUGGCGUGGUCAUUAACCCUUCCAAGUGUGUCCUGGGUGUGCCGUCCCUUGAUUUUCUUGGUCACCAUAUCGAUGCACAAGGUUUGCGUCCCCUCUCUUCCAAGGUUGAGGCCAUUCGUGACUUUCUUCCACCAACCUCCAAGCCUCAGUUGCAACGUUUCCUUGGCAUGGUAAACUUUUAUCGCCAGUUCCUACCGAACUGUACCGACCUUAUGCUGCCACUCACCAACUUGCUCUCUGGUCCCAAGGGUCCCCUUGAGUUACGUGGCCACGCGCUGACUGCUUUUGAGAGAAUAAAGACCUCCCUUGCUGAUGCUACCUUGCUCACUCAUCCUGCUCCAGAAGCCCCAUUGUCCCUGAUGGUUGAUGCUUCGACCGUUGCCGUCGGAGCAGUCCUCCAACAGCAUAUCAACGACUCGACACGACCGUUGGCAUUCUUCUCCAAGAAGCUUUCACCUGCCGAGACGAGAUAUAGCACGUUUGGCCGUGAACUUCUUGCCAUUUACCUAGUCGUAAAACAUUUCCGACACUUCCUUGAGGGUCGUGACUUCACAAUUUUCACAGACCACAAACCACUUACAUUUGCCAUCCGAACCAUUCUGACAAAUAUAACCCGAGAGAUAUUUCUCAUUUGGAUUACAUCUCGCAAUUCACCACCGACAUCCGCCACAUUGAUGGCCCGAAGAAUGCGAUGGCCGACAUGCUGUCCAGACCUUCCCUGUCGGCGUUUCAACUCUCACACGGGAUUGAUCUUGGUGCUAUGGCGGCUAAACAACGACGCGUGGGAUGCCCUGGCGACGAGUCUGUUGACAGUCUUCAAUUAAUUGACGUCCCAUUGAUCACCGGCACUGGCACAAUCCUUUGUGACGUAUCGACUCCUUUUCAGCGCCUUAUGUGCCUGUCUCGAUGCGUCGAGCUGUUUUUCAAACUCUCCACGGACUCUCCCAUCCUGGGAUUCGAGCCUCACAGAAGCUCCUCGCGGAAAGGUUCGUAUGGCCUGGGUUGAACAAGGAUGUGAAAGCUUGGACACGAUCGUGCCUUUGCUGUCAACGUAACAAGGUUCAACGCCACAACAAGUCUCCAUCGGGCACGUUCCCCAGCCCCGAUGCACGGUUAAACCAUGUGCAUUUAGAUGUCGUAGGUCCUUUACCUCCAUCCAAUGGCUAAACUCACCUUCUCACCUGCGCUGAUCGCUAUACCCGUUGGCCGGAAGCCAUUCCUUUACCGAAUGUGCAAGCUGAGACCAUUGUGAAAGCCUUCGUCAGUCGUUGGGUCGCCAUAUUCGGUGCGCCAUCCAUGAUUACGACUGAUCGAGGCGCGCAGUUUGAGUUCACACUUUUCCAAACUCUCCUCAAUUUCCUUGGCUGCACACGUAUUCGGACGACGGCCUACCACCCAGCUGCCACCGACAUGGUUGAGCGUUUCCACCGCCAGCUAAGAACUGUACUGCGUGCCUCAGAAGAUCCCGAAAACUGGUCAGACAAUAUACCCGUUGCACUUCUUGGCAUUCGUGCGGCACUGAAGUCAGACUUGGACUGCAGCGCAGCCGAAUUGGUUUUCAGCACUACCCUCCGACUCCCUGGUGAGAUGGUCACCCCAACCUCUCGUGGUGCCGAAGAGACCCCCGAAAAUUUUGUGCAUCGUCUGCGACAAUUCAUGCGCUCGCUUUCCCCGGUUCCACCUCGAGCUCCAUCGACGGAGCCUUAUGUUGAAAAAGGCUUAGCCAAUUGCACCCAUGUGUUCGUUUGGUGUGAUCGUGUGCGGAAGCCGUUAGAAUCACCAUACGAAGGACCGUUCCGUGUGCUUGCACGUAACAGCAAGACCUUUCGGAUCCUGCGAGGUGACAAAAAGGACGUAGUCAGCAUCGACCGGGUCAAGGUUACUGUUGCAGAGGAGCCCCCGGACGUGUCUCAAGGACAAGCGUGUGCUGACCCCAUACCUCCUCCCACUCCUUUUCCACUUUCCCCACCUAUCCCUCCGUCCCGUAUACUUCCUCUUCCUUCUUGUUCGCAGCAUCAAACUGCAACCUCUUCCUCCACCCUUAACUUGUCCACUACAACACCUACUCAGCUGCCUCCAACAGGGCCUCCCGCAUAUAUCACCCGCAGUGGACGUCACGUUCACUUUCCCGAUCGUCUAGUUACUCAUUUCUCCUAG